Molecule: messenger RNA, 795 nt
Organism: Harmonia axyridis
Lineage: Eukaryota; Metazoa; Arthropoda; Insecta; Coleoptera; Coccinellidae
Product: DNA ligase 1-like
Exons: 2
Coding region: 126-638 (170 amino acids)
Source: RefSeq, a predicted model, not a curated record
UGUUCCUAAUUGACAAUAAAUGAAUCUCUCAGAAACUUUCAAGUAGAAAUUAGUUCAGUCUUGUUUGUCUUCUUGAAUUGACAAGUGUUUUUGUAUAUUUGUUUGUUCUUGUUUUGUUGCGAACAAUGUCGCCGAUUAAUAAUAAAUCUGAUAUGCAGAAAAACCAAUCAAGUGUAGAAAUUGAGAAGAGGAGACGCUAUAAAAAGAAAAUAUUAAAUCUGGCUGCAUCAAAAAUGAAGAAUAGCAAAGAAAUGUUGGCGAGCACCGAAAUGCGCCAAAAUAUCCAUUUCGCAUUGUACAAAGAAGCUCUGGAGCAAUUAUAUGGCAAGGAAAUAGUUGAGAGGAAAAAUAAAGAGUUGGAUGAUAAAGAGAAGAAAGAAAAAGAAGAAAACAAAGUCAAAGAAAGGAAACUCACUGAAAAAAUUGCAGUCUCUAGUGCUUUGGUCAAAGCGAAGUUAUAUAAGCUACUUCUGAAUAAAAUAGUUAGUGGAGAUCUGAAUAAAGAAUAUGCUAAUCGAGAAAUAAAGAAGCUUUCUCUCCGGAAUAAACCGAUAAUAAAAUAUAGGCACCUGAAAUUCAUUCCUACUGUACCAAAGAGAGCAAUAGACACUGAAAGUGGUUCAGAUAUGAACAUAUGAAAAUAAAAUUACUUCUACUUAAAAAAAUUACAAUCUAUUAUGAAAAUAAAAAAAUUUCAAUUCUUCAAAUCGAGUACCUCUACUUUUAGAAGGAAUCAAUGAAUGACAUUGAAACAUCUGGAAUUUACUCUCAUUAUACCAACAGAAGCCUGAUUCA